Rattus rattus (black rat) is the source of this 1006-nucleotide messenger RNA. RefSeq names its product claudin-34-like. Lineage: Eukaryota; Metazoa; Chordata; Mammalia; Rodentia; Muridae. The coding region runs from base 172 to 804 and encodes 210 amino acids. Gene Ontology annotation, biological process: cell adhesion; bicellular tight junction assembly. The transcript is spliced from 2 exons. Gene Ontology annotation, cellular component: plasma membrane; bicellular tight junction. Gene Ontology annotation, molecular function: structural molecule activity. The record is from RefSeq and is a predicted model, not a curated record.
UACCACACACCUGACUGAAGUCACCAUCCAUUCUUGAAGGACACCAGGGGAGCUAUAUUCUCUUUAGCACUACUGGUCCAUCUAUCUUCACAUUCUGCCACAUAAGGGGUUACAAAUUCAUUUGGAGAUAGCAUUAUAGGCAAUUGACGAGAGAUAACUGUCACCGUGAUAAUGGCCAGAAAACAUGCCAAGCGGCAACUAGGAGGUUUUGCUGCGAGCACCAUAGCAUGGUUCCUUUGCAGUGUCUCUAUGGGCCUCCCUCAAUGGCGAGUGUGGUUCUUUCAAGAUCCCAUGGAGUCCAAGCCUGGCAUGACCUUAGUAGGCAUGUGGAGAACCUGCGUUUACCACCAGAAAAGUAAUUCCACCUUUAACAGAGUGUGUUACAAAUACACCUACCAGGAUACCUUCAUCCCUCUGGAUAUUCGAGUUGCCCAACAUCUGCUACUCAUCGCAAGCCUACUUGGCAUUAUUUCCAUAAUUUCCGUUAUCAUUGCUCUUUGGAAAUUAUACUCGGGGAGACUCCGGAAGAAAGUCGCCUUCAAUCCAUUCCGCCUUCCAGGGAUUCUGAACGUCAUUGCUAGCAGCUUUGUCUUACUUUCCAUCUUGUACAAUUAUUUAUCGAUCAUUCGCAAGGAUGGGAUUGCCUUCCCUCCAUCUUUCCACACACCCUCCUUCCCAGAUAGUCAAAAAGUUGGCACUGCACUGGCAAUGGCAACUCUUUCCUGUUUCUUAUUUCUUCUAGGUGGUAUAAUCCCCCUUUCUUUCACUCUUCCCCCACGUUGCCGAGUGCGCUAUAAUAUUUAAAAGUAAAUUUCCAACUUAUAUAGAUUUGAAAAUCUAAAAUUACCAUUAGGAAUUGCAAGCACUCUUCAAAUAACUACUUAAAAUUUCCAGAUGCAAAACCAUGCCCAAUGAUGAAAAGUAGGCCUCCUGAUAUUUCCUGUCUCAGUUGCUCCAUUAAUUUCAUUGGCUUACUGAUUUUCAUUAAAUAAAAUCUUUCCCAAUU